AUGAUGCAGGAUUUAAAAAAAUGUUUACGUACUAAAUUGAUUGAGUUAAAUAUAUUUACAUUACGUGAUAUUGGAAGUGAUGUUGAUCGAAUAACAGCAAAACGUUUUGGUCAAUGGGCGACUCGUCUUUACGUUAUCUUAUUUAUCAGUGCUCUCACUAUUCUUAUAUUUUAUACAAUUAUUCGACCGCAUAUACUGACAAAAAAUUUUGAUGAACCAUCUUUUAUUUUCUACAAUCAUUUGAGAAAAACCUAUGGUGAUGAAUUAAAAUGCAGAUGCUCAAAAAUAGCAUUUACAUACAAUCACUUCGUCGAAAUCGAACCAAUCUUUCAUUCGGUAUGUACAAGUGAAUUUGUUUUGGAAGGAUGGCGACUCGCUUUGGUAAAGGGUCUUGAUCCUAAUUUAACUGUAUAUGAACAAAAAGAUUAUCGUCAAUUUCUGUCGGCUCAUUUACAAUAUCUUCAAGGAUUAUGUCAACUUUCGAUACAAUCAGUAAAUAAUUCUAUCGAUGAAUUUUUGACAUCAUUAUUAGUUACUGUCGAACUUCUCUCCGUACUCAACUUUGAGAAUCGUCUGAAUAUCUUAACGGAACAGAUUAAAAUCAAUGCUCCUAUUCUAUUUUCUCGUCUUCUUUCUUCAACUCAAAGUAUUUUGCAUGGAAAUGCUAUUAUAUCAACUUAUGGAACAAAUUUCAACUAUAGGAUUUUAGCGUAUGGGUCUAGGGAUGUUUAUGCAUAUACAGAAGCUACCAUCUAUGACGAUGAAUGUUCAUGUGGAUUGUCUCCAAAUUGUACAAUGCAAGGAACUUUGAUUGAAAGAAAUUCUUCAAGAAAGAUUCCUCUCAAAGGUGUGCGAAUGGGAUGUACACCAAGUCAAUCAUUUCUUGUUUCGACUCUUGAAUGUUUCUAUGAUCAAUCAUGUCUUGAUCUUAUUCAGCAUUAUACAAACUAUGAAAAUUCUUUAACUCCUCUUUCAACAACAAAUCUUAGCCAUUUUUCACAGAAUACAACAAUAGGUGAACUUAUAAAUAAUUUAUUCAUUGAACAAUGGUCAACACAAAUAAAUUAUUCAUCAUAUUAUCAACAGUGUUUGCCUUCAAUUUGUUCUUAUACAACUAUUGAAAAGUUUAAUAUAUUUCAUACAAUCACCGUGAUACUUGGUAUUCAAGGUGGUUUAACCAUUGUCCUGAAAUGGAUUUGUCCAAAACUUGUUCGCAUUGGAUCAAAAAUAUACAAUCAUCGAAAAAAUCAAUCAAAUACUGUUCAUCCUAUUAAUACAAAUCAAGUUUCAUCUAAUGCAACGUAUAAUACAACUAUUCAAAAUACUACUUGGAAUAAUAAGAUUACAUCAAUGAAUAUAAGAUUACAAAAUAAUGUUAUACCACGUGGUCAAUCGAUUUUUAAGAUGAUAUUUGUUAUUAUACUACUAAUAUGCAUAUUAGUAGGUGCCACUGUUUUAUCAGUAUAUUAUGCUCGACAAAAACCAUCAUUGUGUCAUCCUGCAUUUAAACAACUAUCAAUUACUACAUCAUGUCAAUUGAAGACUCCAGGUGCAAGUGUUAUUGCUGAUGUAAACUCUGAUAAUCAAGUUGAUCUAAUUUUUCCUUGUCAGUAUGAUCGAACAGUGAAUAUAUUAUUUGGGACUGGUAAUGGUACAUUUCAAACAAUGAUGGUAAUUUCUUUUGAAACUUAUUCUUGGAUAUAUCAUAUUCGUG
Rotaria sp. Silwood1 is the source of this 1714-nucleotide messenger RNA. NCBI's taxonomy places the organism in Eukaryota, Metazoa, Rotifera, Eurotatoria, Philodinida, Philodinidae. The record is from the annotation of a GenBank genome assembly.